Molecule: messenger RNA, 1366 nt
Organism: Quercus robur (English oak)
Lineage: Eukaryota; Viridiplantae; Streptophyta; Magnoliopsida; Fagales; Fagaceae
Exons: 9
Coding region: 275-1174 (299 amino acids)
Biological process (GO): mRNA splicing, via spliceosome
Cellular component (GO): catalytic step 2 spliceosome
Molecular function (GO): protein binding
Source: RefSeq, a predicted model, not a curated record
AUAGGCCUGACCCGAAAAAAAAGGAAUUUACCACGUCAGAUCAGAUCACGCUCUCUCAACCUCUCGCGCUCUCUCGUCUCAAGCUCUCUCACUCUCCACGAAGCCGAUCGUCGCCGCCGCCGAGCUCUGAUCCAAGCCGUCGAGCUCCGAUCCACGCCGCCGAGCGAAGCUUGUGUACAACGUGAUUUCUGGAGAAAUUUAAACGAUCUUUCUAUCAUUGUUUCAAGGACAGCCAGCUGUUCCCUUCCUGCCUUAAAAAGAAAGAAAGAGAGAGAUGAGCGAAUUGGAAGUUCCAGGGAAGGAGGCAAAUGUGUUGAAAGGUCAUGAGGGAGCAGUAUUAGCGGCGAGAUUCAACAGCGACGGAAACUAUUGUCUGAGUUGCGGCAAAGACCGUACCAUACGCCUCUGGAAUCCCCACCGUGGCAUCCACAUCAAGACCUACAAAUCCCACGCCCGUGAAGUCCGUGACGUCCACGUCACCCCGGAUAAUUCAAAGCUGUGUUCAUGUGGUGGAGACCGACAAAUCUUUUACUGGGAUGUAUCAACGGGUCGUGUUAUUCGUAAAUUUCGUGGCCAUGAUGGCGAGGUGAAUGCUGUAAAGUUCAAUGAGUAUUCGUCUGUCGUAGUUUCAGCAGGCUAUGAUCAAUCAUUGCGUGCUUGGGACUGCAGAUCUCACAGCACUGAGCCAAUUCAGAUUAUUGAUUCAUUUUCAGACAGUGUUAUGUCUGUCUGUUUAACAAAAAGUGAAAUUAUUGGUGGAAGUGUUGAUGGAACUGUUCGAACAUUUGACAUACGUAUUGGUAGAGAAAUAUCUGAUGACUUGGGGCAACCGGUCAACUGUAUCUCUUUGUCAAAUGAUGGUAACUGCAUAUUAGCCAGUUGCUUAGAUUCUACUUUACGCCUUCUAGACAGAACUUCUGGUGAACUAUUGCAAGAAUAUAAAGGCCAUACUUGUAAGUCCUACAAACUGGAUUGCUGCCUUACCAACACUGAUGCACAUGUAACUGGUGGAUCUGAGGAUGGAUUCAUUUACUUCUGGGAUCUGGUAGAUGCAUCUGUAGUGUCAAGUUUCCGUGCUCAUUCCUCAGUGGUGACAAGUGUGAGUUACCACCCAAAGGAUAGUUGCAUGAUAACUGCCUCUGUCGAUGGCACCAUUCGUGUUUGGAAGACAUGAGAACAAAAUCAAUAAACCCUUCUCAGCUUAUGCCAGCAAUUUGGAUUUAACAACUUCCACCUACAAAAUUUUUUCCUGAAACCUUUUCCAUAUUAGAGAGAUUUCAUGAAAUUCCAUUCCAAGCUCCCAACAUGUUGCAAUUCUCUGGCUACAAGUUAUUGAUUAAUGAGAAUUUUAAUUCUUCUGCCUUAA